Molecule: messenger RNA, 1265 nt
Organism: Helianthus annuus (common sunflower)
Lineage: Eukaryota; Viridiplantae; Streptophyta; Magnoliopsida; Asterales; Asteraceae
Product: bZIP transcription factor 11
Exons: 1
Coding region: 537-971 (144 amino acids)
Biological process (GO): positive regulation of DNA-templated transcription
Cellular component (GO): nucleus
Molecular function (GO): transcription cis-regulatory region binding; DNA-binding transcription factor activity
Source: RefSeq, a predicted model, not a curated record
UGGAAACUUCUCACCACCCUACGUCCCCAACCCCUUUUCCCCCACCUUUUCCAUUAUUUUAAUCUCAUUUUCAUCUAUUUAAUCGCCCUCUUCCUUCACUCAUAAACCUCUUCCUUUUCACCCUUUCUCUUUUCUAUAAACAAAACUCAUCAUUCCUUCAUUCAUCAAUCAAUCCAUCAUUCAAUCAUUCAUUGCUAUUGCUAUUGUUAAUUACAAUUAGCUCUCCCGAUUCCAAUUCCAAUUCAUACUCGAAAUCUGAUCCAUAGAUGUUAGAGACUAAUUAAUGUCUCCUGUUCUCAGUGAAAUUCUCCGGUCCGGUUUUACCAUCAACUCCUCACUCCGUCGCCGGACUCAUCUCGUUCAAUCCUUAUCCGUCGUCUUCCUCUACUGGUUCUACGUCUUUUCAUGAACUAACACUUCUUCACUCCGUUAGCUUCAUAUAUCUAUACCUUAUUCUACACUCAAUUCAGUUAAAACCUCUUAGAUCUCAGAUCUAAAUUCAAUUACACAAGUUUAUUUUCUUGAUUAACUUUAUUAUGGCUUCUUCAAGUGGAAACUCGUCUCAGAUCGGAUCCGAAGAGGAUCUGAUGGAUCUAAAGAAGAGGAAGCGGAUGCAAUCAAACCGCGAGUCGGCACGGAAAUCGAGGAUGAGGAAACAGAAGCAUCUGGAUGAUCUAACGGACCAGAUCAACCAGAUGAAGAAAGAUAACGCGCAGAUUCUCGCCACGAUUAACAUGACAACGCCACAGUAUGUUAAAGUGGAAGCAGAGAACUCUGUUCUUAGGGCUCAGAUGAGUGAGCUGAGUCAGAGGUUGGAUUACCUUAAUGAGAUUAUUAAUCUCAUGAGCUACAAUAGUACUAGUACAAGUAAUCAUCAUUGCAUGAGUGGUGGUGGGGUAUUUGAGUUUGAUUAUCAUCAUGAUUUGAUGAACAAUCCUUGGGCUGCCGCUGCUGAGAUGUUACAGUACUAGUAGUGGUGUUUUAAUAAUUAUUGGGUUUGGUUUUUCUUUUAUUGGUGGCUGUGGUUGAUUUGGGUGUUGAAAUAAAAAGUGGGAUGUUUGUAUCUUAAAAUCAAGGCUGGUAUCCACUGAUUUCAAUAUAUAUGUUUAUUAUGUCUUUUCUUUUUGUUGUCAUGUAAUGUUAUAAAGUUAUGUUGGUAUUAUUUUUUUUUUUUUUUUUUUUUUUGAACGGCCAACGAAUCCUCCAAAUGGGCUACUUUGUAAAGUUAUGUUGGUAUUAUAUUAUGUUGAACUUGUUAUUAAAUC